This is a messenger RNA of Saprolegnia parasitica CBS 223.65, 548 nucleotides long. RefSeq lists its product as hypothetical. The transcript is spliced from 2 exons. The record is from RefSeq and is a predicted model, not a curated record. The coding region runs from base 1 to 462 and encodes 153 amino acids. Lineage: Eukaryota; Oomycota; Saprolegniomycetes; Saprolegniales; Saprolegniaceae.
AUGUGGAGCCCUGAGUACACGACGUCGACGAUCAACGGCUUGCCGACGUGUUCGACCAACGACUGGGUCGUCUCGGGCGCGACGUACGACGGCGUGUCAGCCUGUUCGAACGCCAAGUCGACCAAGAUCUCUGUCAACCCGUUCCGUUGCGUGCAGUACAACGCGGCCAAGAGCAGCCACGGCAUCUACGACUGCGGUGCCUGCUUUUACGGCUGGAAGUUUGCUCCGAACAAAGACGUUGUCUCGUACGAAAGUGCAUCCAAAGCUGCGGGCAUCCGCUUGAAGGCGUUCUUUCUCGCGUUGCUCUGCGACUUUAUUGAACGCGAGAGCUUGGCGCCGGGCGCCAAGGCGACGUGCGUCCAGAAGAACCGCGCCCGGUACGCAUUUGCAAAGCCGCUUGUCGACGCCGCGCCAUGCGCCGCGUAUGCCGUCAAGAACAACCAAGUGGUCUGCACGAAGUGAGCGCGUUCGACAUGUGUGGAACCGUCGAAACACUGUGUCCCUGGUUGUCCUUAUCGUUUUAGUUGUAAUCAAUCCUUUCACAUCCA